This is a messenger RNA of Lutzomyia longipalpis, 868 nucleotides long. RefSeq names its product mitochondrial import receptor subunit TOM20 homolog. Gene Ontology annotation, cellular component: mitochondrial outer membrane translocase complex; mitochondrial outer membrane. Gene Ontology annotation, molecular function: transmembrane protein transporter activity. Bases 126 to 581 code for a protein of 151 amino acids. The record is from RefSeq and is a predicted model, not a curated record. Gene Ontology annotation, biological process: protein import into mitochondrial matrix; tRNA import into mitochondrion; protein targeting. Lineage: Eukaryota; Metazoa; Arthropoda; Insecta; Diptera; Psychodidae. The transcript is spliced from 3 exons.
UGUGCCACGAGCGCUGCCGUCGGUGUCAGCGGAAAGUCACAGGGGGAAAAAAGAAGAAAAAAUUGCAAGUUUUUUUUCGGCUACAAAAUUCACAUUUUCUAAAGAACAGAAAAUAGGAAUUUCACAUGGAGAUCAACAAGACGACGCUGGGGAUUGCAGCGGGUGUGGCGGGUACACUCUUUCUCGGCUAUUGCAUUUAUUUUGACCAUAAACGCCGCAGUGAUCCGGAAUAUAAGAAAAAAGUCCGGGAGAGGCGCCGCAAGGCAAAGAAGGCAGCUGCCGGAAGACGCCCCGAGAUUCCAAAUCUUGUAGAUAAGGAUGCAGUUCAGAGGUUCUUCCUGCAGGAGAUCCAAAUGGGUGAGAUGCUGAUUAGCAGCGGACACAUUGAGCAGGGAGUUGAGCACCUAGCUAGUGCUGUGGUUGUCUGCGGACAACCAACGCAGCUACUACAAGUGUUGCAGCAGACACUGCCAGCACAAGUGUUCACGCUUCUCAUUCACAAAAUGAAGGAGUAUGGCAAUAAAAUGGAGCAGCAGGCCAAGGAGGGUCAAGUGGAGGAGCUAACAGAUGACCUCGAAUAGCCCUAUAAUCCAAACUUACUACUAUAUUAGUCUAUAUACUUACUACCGAAGUAACCUACAACAAAGAGAAACAAAAAAUGAAACCCAGGACGGCACAAAUUGUUGGCUUCUUUGAGUUGCGCCCACAGAGUUCACCCAAAAAAGAAAAAUUAAUUAAUAAAAAUUUCUGCAUUGAUAGGUUGUUCCAUUUAAAAUGAAAAAUUGUAAAUGAACAGUAAAAGAAAAAUUGUCAAAAACCCAUAAUUUUGAAUUUUUAGUGUAAUAAAAUAUUUUUCUUCACGUGUUCA